GUGGACAUCAAGUUGAUCUUUCAGCUCCAGUCGUAACCCCCCACGUCAUCAGCUACGCAUGAUGAACCACGGAGAAUCGAUGUGGAAUAUGCAUCGCUCGUAAAACAACAACCCUGAUCAUGCACGGUGUCACACCCAAAUAUUAAUAGCAUCUUCCCCUCUAAUCGGUCUUGACCUUAGACUAAUAAAAACAAUCAUUACAAUCAUGGCGGAUGCUAGAAGGAUCUCCGAGGCAAAAGAACAUAUUGCGGCAGCCGAAAAGAGCUUGAAGACAUCCUUCUUCAAAUGGAAACCAGAUUUUGGCAGUGCAGCCCAUGAAUAUGAGCAAGCUGCUGUAUGUUUCAAGAAUGCUAAGCAGCCCCUGGAAGCUAAAAGGGCUUAUAUCAAUGCUGCGGGGGCUCACAGAAACAAUGACGCUUUGUUUCAUGCAGCAAAGCAAUAUGAACAAGCAGCUUUCCUCAUGAGGGAUCAGAAAGACUGGGGUGAAGUGAUGGGAUUAUUUGAUAAAGCAGCAAGUCUAUACUCAGAGCAUGGAACCCCAGAUACAGCUGCUAUCUGCCUGGAAAAGGCUGCUAAAAUGAUGGAAACAGUCAACCCAAGGAUGUCAUUGGAAUUCUUUCAAAAGGCUUGUGAUGUUGUAGAGUUGGAAGACAGACCGCGUCAGAUCGUAGACUACUUGGGGAAAUCAGCACGCAUUCUUGUUAGGAUUCAGGAUUACGAUGAAGCAUCGAAGGUACUCUCCAAAGAGAGAGAUCUCAGGCAUGAUCUAGGAGACAUUGAUGCUACGAAUAGGACGGUGUCAGCGCUGGUCCUGGUCCAUCUAAAGAGAGGAGAUUAUGUAGCAGCCGAUAAAAUGUGUGGCAUAGCAAUGGGUAGUGGUUAUGCUGAGAGUGAUGUUGCAUCAGCACUGGCGUGUCUCUUAGAUGCCUAUGAUAAACAGGAUGAAGAUACUUUUCACCAGAUGUUAAACCUUCCACUCUUCAGAUACAUGGAUAAUGAUUAUGUCAAAUUGGCAAGGAGUUUACGGUUACCGGGAGGAAGCAGACCGAAGCAGAAAGCAGUAGCACCGAUGGGUGAGAUGGGGCCAGUAGGAGGAGCAGAAGGAGGUGAAGAGCUGGUCGAUGAGGACAAUGACGAGGAAUUUGAUUUGAAAUAAGCUGUAUGGUGGAUGAUGUAUCUUGAAGCCUAGUAUUAAAGACCAAGCUAUCUCCAGGACUGAAUCUCCUGUCUGUGGUGUGUCGUGUAGAUUCCUAGCCUAGACUAGUUGAUUGGAGUUUGGAUUAGAGUAGAUGUUUGAAGUGGACUCGAUGAGAUCUUACAUCAUAGUAAGAUCACACAUAGCUGCAUUACUAUCCUGGCUGUGUAUUAAAAACUGUUUAGACAUCCUCUGUUGAUUCCCAACAUUUCAAACAUCACUGUACAAAACUCAACUGAGUUCACUCAAAAUCGAUAUUUUAGUGACAAUUGAUGACACCUAAAUAGCAGUUAAGUACAAUCUAAUCGUGAGUCUACUGUCAAACUUGCCAAGCAGCCACUUUGUAUGCAAUGCGUGCAUUAGUGUGCAAUUGUGUGCGAUGUGUGCAUUGUGUGCAAUUGCUGCCUCUCAGCACGUAGUACAGCGCUAGAGGUCAAUAUGCAUUUGCAUUGACUGUAUGCUUUGCUGGAGUGAGUAAGAUCACAUCACAAGGAGAUCAGAAUCAAGUAUCUUCAAGUAUUUUGUGAGUGAGCUAUGCAAAUAACCAUCAAGCAUCUAGUUGGAAAGAGGCAAACUUUAUAUCUGCUGGAAAACUUCCAGUUUUGAUUUUAAACUGAAUAUGGAGUCGAUAUGCUGAGCACAAAUUCAUCUUUGACAAGUAUUACUCUGUUUUUCAGAUUUGUGUGAGUGUAUUUUGUCACAAAGGCAUGGUAUAGACCUCAAGUAGUUUAUAUAGAAUUCAUUUUUAAGUGUGAUGCUCAAGAAAAAAGCGUUCAACUCUUGGGAUUAAUGAGGAACCUUCAUGUAGUGCCAAGAACAACAUUAGAAUGAGAAAAAGCAGUAGGAGUAUCAGUCUUGUGCAGGAGAUUAAAAAUAUAUAUUUAAUUUUUUGAAUAUUGAAUUGCACAUUUAUACUAUCACCAGUAUUCUAGGAGAUAUUACCAGCUGCCAUCAAAAGGAUGUCCAAUGUGCAUAUCUAUGUACUACCGUAUAUGGUCAAAAGCCAGAAUGUUCUGAAACAAAUGUUGAAUGUGUAUUUAUGCCAUAUGUCGUAGACAGUACUUGGAUUGCUGUGAAGUGUUUGAAGAACACAUUUUUAAAGCUGUCUUUGGUGCAAUAACUUAUGUACCCCCAAAUGACGGGGACAUCAAUUGAAAUUUAAAAAGUUGUUAUAAAUAUAUGCUUUGUUUUAAAUGAUAUAAGAAUUAUAUGUAUGUACAUAUUAAAACUUAUUGAAAAGUUUGCUCCUUUGCUGUCAGCUCAAAAUGUAGUUCAUAAUUUGUGUAUGAUAGAAUAUUUGAUUUAAUGGCCUCUAUCAUACGCCCCUUUCUCUUGUUCUUGUGAAUUUAUAAUGACUUAUCCCAUUAUUGGAUGGGAUAAAUCAUACAUGAACCGUAUUCCAGAAAAUUUUCCAACCGUCCUAAGAUUUAUUUCAUUUAAUUUUACAUGAUUUGUGUAAUCCUUUUUGCGAUAUAUAUUUUAAUAACAAACAUAAAAAAGAACAUUUUAAAAAUGGAAAUUCCGAUUAUCAACUUACCUGAUAAUUAUAAUAA
Molecule: messenger RNA, 2748 nt
Organism: Strongylocentrotus purpuratus (purple sea urchin)
Lineage: Eukaryota; Metazoa; Echinodermata; Echinoidea; Camarodonta; Strongylocentrotidae
Gene: napg
Product: gamma-soluble NSF attachment protein
Exons: 11
Coding region: 206-1156 (316 amino acids)
Biological process (GO): intracellular protein transport
Cellular component (GO): vacuolar membrane; SNARE complex
Molecular function (GO): soluble NSF attachment protein activity; syntaxin binding
Source: RefSeq, a predicted model, not a curated record